GUUGAAAAGAGAGGAUUAGGGAGGCAGGACCAAAACAUCUUCUGCUGCCUGUGUAAGACUUCAGUCACUGUUCUGUAGAUCAGGGUAGUCAAUAUUCAGCCAUGGAUCUGAGUGCAAUUCUGAUGCAGAUUGAAAACGGGAGCGAUGAGGAAAUUGAAAGGCGUUUGCAGGAAUACAACGUAGAGAACUGUAAGACUUUUGCCUUUGACUGCAAACAAGAGGACGCUCGAAUAAAGCUGUGUCAGGGCAUACUCGCAGUGCUCGCUCAGCCUGUGCGGCCCCAGUGUCAGAGCACCUGUCUGGAGACCAUGCGCAUCCUGUCUCGUGAUAAGCGUGUCCUUGGGCCUGUAGCCACCCACGACGGCAUUGUUACUCUUGCCCGGCUGGCGUGCGUCCCACUGCCUGAUGUCAACGUGGAACCUCUGAAGAAAACCGAGUCAGCGGCUGAGGAGCGAGUAGUGGUGGAAGCACUCAAGUGCCUGUGUAACGUGGUGUUUAACAGCGUGGCAGCGCAGCAGGUGGGUGCAGACGUGCAGCUGGCGCAGGGUUUGUGUGCCCGUCUGCGCUUGGCCAGCUCCGCCCACCAUGACAUGGAGCUCUUCUCUCUCCGUUUGCUCUUCCUGCUUUCUGCCCUGAGGCCCGACGUCCGGAGAGGGCUGCGCCAGGAAUCAGACGCUGUGGAGCUGCUCACUGGUGUACUCGAGCGCGCCUUGGAUGUGCGCUGGGCGGGGCCGUAUGAAGUCACGUGUCCUGACUCACAGGCCCCACCCAUUCCUCUAGAGAGGAACGAGCGGGCAAUGGAGUCACUCAAAGCUCUGUUCAACAUCACCAUGGCUGACUCAAGUGAUCAGCAUAAUGAUCACCAACUGAGGCGUAUAGCAGCCAUAAUGAGGCAUAUUCUAAUGCUGAGGGUUCAGACAGAGGAGAAAACAGAGGAAGCUCAUAGUCAUGCCAUAAAUCUUCUGAGCAACCUUCCCGUAUCCUGCUUGGAUGUCCUGAUCCACGUGCCUGUACAGGGAGGACUUGAGGAGUAUGAUGGAAAGAACAUGGAUACUCUGCAGGUGCUUCUGGACUUCAUGGAGAAAAGAAUAGACAAGGGGUCAAAUUACAAAGAAGGCCUGACUCCAGUGCUGAGCCUGAUGACGGAAGGUUCCAGAUACCACAGGGAGAUUCGCAGAUACCUUAAAGCUAAGGUUUUACCGCCUCUAAAAGAUGUAAAAGAGAGACCAGAAGUGGGCAGCACAGUGCGCAACAAACUGGUGCGCCUCAUGACCCACAUAGACAUGGGGGUGAAACAGGGGGCCGCGGAGUUCCUUUUCGUCCUCUGCAAGGAAAGUGUGGACAACCUUUUGAAGUACACUGGCUAUGGCAAUGCUGCAGGGCUGCUGGUGGCUCGGGGACUGCUGGCAGGGGGCAGAGGAGACACUGAGUACUCUCCUGAUGAGGAUUCAGACACAGAGGAAUACAAAUCAGCAAAACCAUUCAUUAACCCGAUUACAGGCCACAUAGAGGAGCCAAUGCCGAACCCUAUCGAGGACAUGACAGAGGAACAGAAGGAAUAUGAAGCUCAGAAACUUGCAAACAUGAUUGGCGAGUUGUCAAGACUAUGGUUAGAGCAGACUGCCUCCAUGUUCCAUGUUGACCUUUCUGUUAAAGACCGGCAGCGAAGGCUAGUGAGGCUCCAGUAUGAGGAGCUGUCGCGUUGCUCUGACAGGUUCCUUACCAACCGCUUCAUUAAGACAGCAACUGAUCAGGCCAAUGGGAGUGAGGAAGGAUGGCACACUAGCUCCCCUAGAGGAGGCGGUACACAUGUGCAACGUUCCAGACAGCAGCGACUCGGACACGGAUUAAGACACACGGACUCUUAACUCGCUCGUGCGCUGAAGCACCACAGAGUCAGCGCUCCAUAUUAAAAGAAAGCAUAUAAAUCAGUUUGUGUUGUGUUCAUGUUAGAAACAAUACUUUUUGGGCCUGUUUGAUUUUUGAGACAUCACGCGUUAUACGUCAGUGCAAAUGAGUGACCAAGAGUGGAGUCAUGGUGUAGUGAACAUGUAAAUCAAACAGGCACAGACUGUUUUUGUCCAGCACAACCAGGAGCGUGAUGUGGUGAGCGCGACCAGAAAUUUACAACGGACGAUAGCUAUUUUAUCUCAGAAACCAUACUAACAAGAAUUUACAAGGUACAAAUGUAUACGUUUUAUUACAUUUCUUUUGCAAUGUUGGGCCGCGUUCACCGGGUACCUCACUGAUGCUCAGGACAAGGCCAGUGCAAGAAUCUAACAGAACCCACACCAGUCUCAGACCGUAAACCAUCCCACUAUCCCCACUCAGAAGCAGAAAGAACAUACUCAUACCUAAUGCCUUUGUUUUUCUGUGAGAUCAGUUUGGAAGUUUUCUUUACCUUGCUCCAUCGGUAAUCAUUCCUUACCUUAUUCGAGGUGCACUGAACUGUUAACAGGCAUUUACGCCUAACGGCGAUGGAGAAAAUGAAGGAUGUUAGACUGUUAAUAUUAUCUUGUAAGUGAAAUUAGGACAGCUAGCGUGGGCUGCUCCUGCUGCACGUCUCUUUAUAAAAGGUUUGUGAGCAGUAACCUACAUCAAUAAGCGUAUUGUAGUUCAAUAGAAAAGACACAGGUAUAUACACACCAGGCUAGUCUAUAAUUCUAGCAUGAUUUCAUUACUUCAAUAUUACAUUUGGACAAUCUACUUUUUUUUGUAUAAGAUUAAGCCAUAAAAUUUAAUUUAUUAUUAUUUAAAAAAGAGAUUUAAAUACUCAUUUAAUAGAUUGGUAUUAUUAACUAAAGUGGAUUUGUUAAUAAUACUAAAGAGAAUGCUGGAAUCACACGGAAGUGGGGAAAACUUUUUUUUUUUCUUUUUUUUUUUUUUUUAAAAGAGAUGCACCAAUACAAAAUUUCUCGGCCGACACCAAUAGUUAUGCCUUCUUUUAAAUUAAUAAUAAUUAAUUCCACAAUUCUGAAGGAAAUGGAAAUAAAAACUAUUCUCUCCAUUUCAACAAGUUGUUUCACAGUAACUGGUCUCAUAAAGAGAAAACACAUUACUCACAUUAACACAAUUUAUUCUCAGAAUUUAGUUCAAGAUUUCUUAACUUAUUGAUUAUUAAUUCAUAUUAAUAUUCUAAAUUCUGAACUCUAAAAAAGCAGUGCAGAGCUUACAAACUGCAGUUUUGUCGGCAUUGUCACCCAAUAGACAUCUUUACAUAAAGCACAAAUUUGAUGUUUUUUCCCCACCCUCUUUUGAUUGACAGGCUAUAAUUGGCCCUGAUCAUCGGAUGUUUUUAAACUAUCGGUUGAUGGCCCAUAGCGUGAAAAAUUGCCUUUAUCGGCCAAUAACGAUUAUCAGCAGAUACAUCGGUGUGUCUCUUUUUUAAAAAUUUUUUUUAUUCAAAAUUCAAAGUGUUUAAAGAAGAAAAGAUUAGCCGUCACUAUGUAGAGCAUAACGUGUCUGUAACACUGCUGCACAAAUGAUCUGUAGUUCUGUUCAGAGACAUUCACUGACCUUCAUUUCUGUUUGAUCAAAAGCCUUAUUUCUCUUGAAUGGGAAACCAUGAGCCUCUUUCCUUUGUGCUGAAAAACAUUUAUCUAAACAUCUAUGGCCUUACAGUGAAAUCUAAUGUUUGUUUUAAAGUCCCUUGUUUAGCUUCUGGAACAUCAAAUUUUCCUGGUAAACUUUUUUUUUUUUUUUUUUUUUUUUUUAAAUAAUAGUAGUUCAAAAUGGUUCACAACAAAAAAGAAAAAUAUUUAGUGAAACAAAGUCAUUUUCGACGGUUCACAGAACAUUUAUCUAUUUGCGCAUUCACUUCUUUUAACUUAAAAGCCUUUUAACUGACUGCUUCUAGUCAGAAUGAUCUUUUUGUUCAUGUAAAUGCAUGGUCUUUCUGUAAAUUUGCUUAUUAUUUUUAUUCUGAAAACUGGGAAAUCAUGGGCUUUCGCUUUGCAUUAUAAAGUGCUGGGA
This is a messenger RNA of Ictalurus furcatus (blue catfish), 3972 nucleotides long. RefSeq names its product RIC8 guanine nucleotide exchange factor B (gene ric8b). Gene Ontology annotation, cellular component: cytoplasm; plasma membrane. The transcript has 11 exons. Lineage: Eukaryota; Metazoa; Chordata; Actinopteri; Siluriformes; Ictaluridae. Gene Ontology annotation, molecular function: guanyl-nucleotide exchange factor activity; G-protein alpha-subunit binding. The record is from RefSeq and is a predicted model, not a curated record. The coding region runs from base 102 to 1868 and encodes 588 amino acids. Gene Ontology annotation, biological process: G protein-coupled receptor signaling pathway.